ACACCACAAUGUGUCAUCUCUAGACAUCGAAAAAAACAUUCCAAUUUCUCUGCUGCGAUUUCACUUUCACAAAACAAAUUAAAGCUGCGCAAGCCGCUGCUGCCCAAUGGACAUUAUCAAUUAUUGAAUCCAACCGACCGAUAAUGGCGCUGAUAAGCCGGCGGCAUUGAGACUCAAAUACUCGACAAACAGCUACUGCCAGCUGUUAGAAUUAGCAAACAGUUGGAAUUUAUCGUAAGAAGCCGAAAAAAGACAGCUGAGCGAGCAUGGAUCUGAUUCAUCGCGCGCUGCUCACCGCCUUGGGUGCAGUUUCCGUGUUUUACGCCCUGGUCAAAAUCAGCCUGGGCUACUGGAAGCGACGCGGGAUUCUGCACGAAAAGCCCAAGUUCCUGUGGGGAAACAUCAAGGGCGUAGUGAACGGCAAGCGGCAUGCCCAGGACGCCCUGCGGGAAAUCUAUGCCGCGUACAAGGGCAAAGCGCCCUUUGUGGGCUUCUACGCCUGCCUCAAACCCUUCAUCUUAGUGCUGGACCUCAAGCUAGUGCACCAAAUAAUCUUCACCGAUGCGGGGCACUUUACUUCGCGAGGUCUCUACAGCAAUCCCAGCGGAGAACCGCUGUCGGCUAAUCUCCUGCAGCUGGAUGGCCACAAAUGGCGUUCCCUGCACGCCAAAUCUGCAGAGGUUUUCACUCCGACCAACAUGCAUAAACUGUUGCCCACGCUGACACAAAUCUCCGCGAGAAUUCAAUGCGACCUGGGCAAGGAGAACCAGCAAACCCGCAACAUAAGCGAAUUAGUGGGUGUCUACAGCAUGGAUGUGAUGGCUUCGAUGGCCUUUGGAUUGGGAGGCCAGGAUCACCAGGAGUUUGCCAAGUGGACGCGCAACUAUUGGGGCGGCUUUAAGCUGUGGCAGGCGUACCUGGCGCUGGAGUUCCCGCUCAUAGCUCGGUUACUGCAGUACAAAAGCUACGCAGAGCCGGCGAUGGCUUACUUUCAAAAAGUGGCCUUGUCGCAAAUGCAGGAACAUCGGCGGAGGGAUCGCCAGCCGCUGCAGACUUUCCUGCAGCUGUACUCAAAUGCCGAUCAGCCGCUCGACGACGUAAAGAUUGCGGCCCAGGCCUUUGGAUUCCUUCUGGCGGGCUUGGGUCCCCUGAAGGCCACCCUGGGAUUCUGCCUCUACGAGUUGGCCCGCCAUCCAGAGCUGCAAGAUCGAUGCAGACUCGAGAUAAGAAAGACGCUGGAGCAGCACAGUGGCCAAGUGACGCCGGAGUGCCUUAGAGAGCUAAAAUUUACGAAGCAAGUCCUAAAUGAAACGCUUCGCCUGCACACGCCGUAUCCCUUCCUGCUGCGUCGCGCUACCAAAGAAUUCGAGCUGUCCGGAUCGGUGUUCGUCAUUGCAAGGGGCAAUAGUGUGCUAAUACCCACGGCGGCGAUACACCGAGAUCCGGAGGUUUAUGAGGAACCCGAGCGAUUCGAUCCGGAUCGGUUCGAGGAAGAGGCCAAGCGAUCCCGGCCCCCGGCUGCCUUCCUGCCUUUCGGUGAUGGCCUGCGGGGAUGCAUUGCCGCUCGCUUCGCGGAGCAGCAGCUGCUGGUGGGUCUGGUGGCGCUGCUGAAGGACCACAGAUAUGCCCCCUGUGCAGAGACCACGAUUCCCAUGGAGUACGACAACCGGAGACUGCUCUUGAUGCCCAAAUCGGACAUCAAACUCAGUGUGGAACGGGUGGAUUAGCUUUAGAGUGCUCCCUCUGUAGGAGUAACGCCUAUUUUGUAUUGUUUGCUUCGGUAUUGCUUUACUGUACAAAGCGUUUAAGAUGUUUUUAUAUUUGUAUAUGCACUUAAUUCGUUGAUUUCCUUAAGCUGUGGACUUGUGUGAUAAUGCUGACGAUGACUUUUAUAAUCUACUGCACCAAGCUCAACAACAUGAACAAAUAAAUACCUUAAUUGUUACAUUAA
Molecule: messenger RNA, 1951 nt
Organism: Drosophila rhopaloa
Lineage: Eukaryota; Metazoa; Arthropoda; Insecta; Diptera; Drosophilidae
Gene: Cyp6u1
Product: probable cytochrome P450 6u1
Exons: 3
Coding region: 267-1727 (486 amino acids)
Molecular function (GO): monooxygenase activity; oxidoreductase activity, acting on paired donors, with incorporation or reduction of molecular oxygen; iron ion binding
Source: RefSeq, a predicted model, not a curated record